Moneuplotes crassus is the source of this 684-nucleotide messenger RNA. The record is from the annotation of a GenBank genome assembly. Lineage: Eukaryota; Ciliophora; Spirotrichea; Euplotida; Euplotidae.
UUUCCUCCAUCAUUCGUUUCCAAAAUAACAUCACCCAAAUGCGUCUAUCUCAGACCUCUCAAUCCCCACCCUCCCCUUCUGGCUCAAAUCUACCUUAUAACUCUGAGCCUAGCCCAGUUAUCCCUCAGUUCUAAGUUCAAGUCUCAAUAGCUCGGCCUACAUCUGUGCAGAAUCCUGAUCCUAUCUGACAGGCUGAAGUCCGAUAACACCAGCAACAGAAAUUAAUGGGCGAGAAUAGCUUAGGAGAUCUAGGGUCUGCAAGUAGAGAUCUCCUUGGAAAGUGUCAACCAAGGGAAUCAUGAAGAAAUAAUGAGAGCCGAGAUGAACAUAUAAACAGAAAAGACGAGGACAGCUGUGAUGAUGACGAUGUUAGAGAGUUAUAAAGCAAAUCAGGCUAGGUUUAUUAGUAAGAUUUAUUAUAUCUUUUUCUUCUGUCUUGCAUUUACAGCUAGAAUUUGAGUUGCACCUACUAUUAAUAGUGAUGCUCAAAGGUACCUAGUAGAUAAUCAAUUGAUGUUGAUUGUAUCUUCAGUCCUUUUAAUUAUACCUCCAUUCUUCUUACUGUAUUUUAUCAAUAUUGCCUUUGCCUAUGCAUGUACUGCAAUAGGUAAUGCAUAGCUGGUGCUUAUAGUAGCUUCUAUGACAGCAGGAGUUACCUUUAUCCUUACUAUCUUUGCAUGCAUA